This is a messenger RNA of Hevea brasiliensis (rubber tree), 1717 nucleotides long. RefSeq lists its product as uncharacterized. Gene Ontology annotation, cellular component: vesicle; cytoplasm; intracellular membrane-bounded organelle. The transcript is spliced from 7 exons. Gene Ontology annotation, molecular function: clathrin binding. Gene Ontology annotation, biological process: clathrin-dependent endocytosis; clathrin coat disassembly. Lineage: Eukaryota; Viridiplantae; Streptophyta; Magnoliopsida; Malpighiales; Euphorbiaceae. Bases 72 to 1511 code for a protein of 479 amino acids. The record is from RefSeq and is a predicted model, not a curated record.
UCAUAUUCAUACAUAUGUGUGUGUGUAUUAGCUUCUAAGUCCUCUUUGAACUCUGAAGCAAAGCGAACUACAUGGACGAUUCCUGGCGAAUGCGGAUGGGAAUGCCCAGCCUCCCACGUCGCCGUUCCAUGGAAGACGGGUCGGCCGGCCCCACAAGGCGUUCCAUGGAGGCCCUCGACCCCGACGACUUCGCAGACGUUUUCGGCGGCCCACCCCGCAGUGUUUUGUCCCGUAAAUUCUCUGGCGACUUCACUAGAUCAUCCACUUCUUUUUACGAGGAGAUUUUCCGCCAGCCGGAGGUUGUUGCUUCCGUGGAGAAGAAGAGUGCUGGACGGAGCUUGCCGGCUUUCAGGAUCCCAGCCAAGGGUGAAGAAUUCUACAGUGAUGUUUUUGGGUGGGAGGAGGGACGGAGAUCAAGGGAUAGAUCGAGGUCCAACUCUAAGGCUAAAUCGAAGUCUAACUCCUCUUCGGUGCUUAGUUCAGAGGAGCUGAGCCCCCAUCGUCGGCCGGUUACCGGCGAUGAUGUGGCAUUGUCUUCUUUUGCUUUGAAGCUCAGGCCAAUCAAUGUUCCAUGUAGGUGGAACUCCACCACAAUCAGACCUCAAGAACAAGCAGGGAAAGAAGAGAUGCUAUCUUUUCCAAGUAAUUUUCCUUCCUAUGCCGACAAUUAUUACGUGGAAAAUGACCGCAAUGACAAUUUCAGAAGCUCCUAUAUCAAAGUUUCGAGACAGGUGUCAUCCCCAGAAACCAUUAGUCUUGAACCAAAUUCGUAUCGAAGCAUCAAAGUAUCUGUGGAUGAUUUGGAGCUCAACUCCCCUUCAUCUCCUGUCUCUUCGCUUUGUCAAGAUCAGGAUGCAAGUGCUGGUAUACAUUAUAAUUUAAUGACAGAGGAAGAAAUGGAACAGGAGGAUGAUGAACUUAUGAGUUCUUAUGUCAUUGAGAUUAAUUCUGAUCACAGAGAAGUAGCUAGUGAAGCAAUUUCUAUUGAUGAGGCAAUUGCGUGGGCUAAGGAGAAGUUCCAGGUGCAAAGUUUUGACAGACAGCAAACGAAAGAUCCCUCAGCUGAAGUAGAAGAAAGGCCUAACACGCAUGAGUUUACAGGACAAGAAAUGGAUGGGCACGGAAGGAUGCAAUCUCCUACGGAAGAUGGGCUAAAGAAAUGGAGAAGUGAACAAGAAAUAGAAAAGUCAGAAAAAGAUAUGGAGCUGGAGUUACUGGAUGAAGAUAUACGGUUGUGGUCAGCUGGCAAGGAAACCAAUAUCCGCUUGCUGCUUUCAACAUUACAUCAUAUUCUGUGGCCCAACAGCGGCUGGUCCGCAACCUCUCUGACAGGCCUUAUUGAUUGCUCACAUGUGAAGAAGGCCUACCAGAAAGCAAGGUUGUGUCUCCACCCAGACAAAUUGCAACAAAGAGGGGCUACAUUACAACAGAAGUACAUUGCAGAAAAGGCCUUUUCCAUCCUCCAGGAUGCUUGGGCUGCAUUUAUCUCCCAAGAUGUCUUCUUUAAUUAGUAGACUGUUCAGGAUCCUUCUGGACCCAGUUUGUGAAGUAAGUUAGAAACCGAUGGCAAGCUAGUAGGAAUAAUUGAAGAACGGGGACAAAUCAUGUAUUCGAGAAUUUUGUAUGUCCAUCUGAUGCCUAACUUGCUUUCCUCUUCAAACCUAAAAGUUGAACAAUAUGAAGAUGAGAAUGAUAGUAUUGUUGAUAUCAGUUGGUA